Etheostoma cragini (Arkansas darter) is the source of this 1905-nucleotide messenger RNA. RefSeq names its product vasodilator-stimulated phosphoprotein-like. Bases 255 to 1508 code for a protein of 417 amino acids. Lineage: Eukaryota; Metazoa; Chordata; Actinopteri; Perciformes; Percidae. The record is from RefSeq and is a predicted model, not a curated record. Gene Ontology annotation, biological process: positive regulation of actin filament polymerization; actin cytoskeleton organization; axon guidance. The transcript is spliced from 13 exons. Gene Ontology annotation, molecular function: SH3 domain binding; profilin binding.
UCAAAAGAACGAGUUAAGUAGAAGUGAACCGGAAGAGAGAAAAAACCUGUCUAGGAAAUGAGAAUACAAAGGCAGAAGUGCAAGUGGUUGAUGUUAAACAAUGUCAUGACAGAGAGCGAUGAAGCUCUGAAAGAAUGACAGCAGACUUCAUUAAAUAGACAACAAAUAUACUUGUGAGAGUCAGGAUUCAAGUUAAUGAGAAAAAGCAGAUUGUUAUAAAGCAAGUGAAAAAGGAUACUGACUACAGCUGGAAUAUGGGUGAGUCUAGUAUCUGCCAAGUGAGGGCAACAGUCAUGCUGUAUGAUAACAAUAACAAGCGGUGGGUGCCAGCUGGAUCAGAUAGUCCCUCCUUCAGCCGCGUCCAAAUCUAUCACAACCCUGUGGCCAACACCUUCAGAGUAGUGGGCCGCAAACUGCAGGCCGACCAGCAGGUGGUGAUCAAUUGUCCCAUUGUCAAAGGGAUAAAGUAUAAUCAAGCCACACCAAGUUUCCACCAGUGGCGGGAUCCCAAACAGGUGUGGGGGCUGAACUUUGGCAAUAAGGAGGAUGCUGCCCUUUUUGCCAGCUCAAUGAUGCACGCCUUAGAGGUUCUCAAUGCAUCAGGCACAGACCCGGCUCAGAAUGGACCCUCUGCACAUGAGCUGGAAACCCAAAGAAGACUAGAGCGACACAGGCAGGAACAGCAGGAGAAGGGGCAUCUGGAGAGAGAGAGGCAGAGCUCAGCUGCUGCAGCUGACCCUGUUGCUCCUCCUGCCCCGCCGGCUGGUCCACCCACCCCACCGGCAACUCCACUACCCUCCUCAGGACCGUGCCUACCUCCACCCCCACCAACUUCCUCGGGACCUUGCCCACCUGCUCCUCCACCACUUCCUCCUGGGGGCAUAGUCCCCCCUGCACCACCCCCACCCCCUGCUGGAGGAAAUGGCGGUGGCAGAGGUGAAAGUGGAGGAGGAAAUGAUCUGGCUGCAGCACUGGCAGGAGCCAAACUGCGUAAAACAAUCAAGGAUGAGGGAGGGGCAGCAGCUCCAUCCCCAAAGUCAGCAUCUUCAUCUAGUGGAGGUGGAGGAGGGUGUCUAAUGGGAGAAAUGAGUGCCAUGCUUGCUAGGAGGAGGAAAGCUGCUGACAAUCCUGCUGCAAAAAAUCUAGAACCUCACAAUGAGGAUUGCGACUCCUCUAUAUCAAAAUUCUCAGGACCAGGAGAAAUCAAUGAAAAACCCAAAGAAAAAUCUGCCACUAUUCCAAGGCCCAACUCCUUAACCAACCAUCAAAAGGACUCCAGCCACAACUCCUCCAAUUCCACCUCCUCCUCUAACUCUGUCACUACCCCAGUCUCCAGAUUUCAGGUGGUGAAAAAGAACUCAGAUGGUGCAGGAAGUGGUUGUGAUUUGGAAAGAAUCAAACAGGAAAUUAUUGAAGAAGUGAAAAAAGAACUUCAAAAAGUGAAGGAGGAGAUUAUCACAGUAGUGAUCCAGGAGCUGCAAAGUGCACAGCUAAAGGGUGAAGACUGAAAGACGAAGAAUGGAUGAAGAGAACAAUUAAUAAAUGUGAAUGUUUUAUCAUGCUAUGCUCAGGCAAUUUACAUAUUUAUACCUGAUAGAAAUUGUGCUAAUUCAACAUAGUCAAAAUAUCAAUUCUAAUUUUGGCAUUUUAGACACAAAUCUGUUAAAGAUAUAUGGGCCAAUAUUUUAUUUAUUUUUUACACAUUCCCAAACAUUUUUGAUGAAAUUGUUUUGUUCUCUAAAGAAUCAUGACUCCAUUUUGUACUAAUCAAGACAUGUUGUAUUUGAAAAAUGAACUCUCUGGUGGACAAAUGUUAAGGAAGGCACGGUUUAUAAAUGACCUCAAACAUAUCUUGGGCAUUUCUGUAAAACCAUUUAUUUUUACCCAGUACAGCAUAUGCAACAG